AUGGCAACUGUUUUCGAGAAUCGCCUCAGACUAGAAAAGGAAGUCCCGGCUGGGCAGAUUUUUUCGCAUGCGCAAGACAUCGACUCUUCAUCGAUAUCAAGCUUAGCGCCCGAGUCCGUCUCCAACAACCAGGGCCACAUAGCGGUGUCACCCAGCAGCAGUCUAAGCACUCCCCAAGCAUCGAGGCAAGGCUCAUCUGAUGAGUCUUCAGAGGUCGCGCCUGAGAUUGUUGUGUGGACGGAAGAUAUGGAUUUGAGCAGCAACUUAUCAUCCCAAGACCCGGAAGAGACUUCCAGCAUGCAUCUCGACACGGAUGAUGAAAGGCCUCAAUUCAGCGACCAUGCCCCACAGCAAGCCGAACCUAAGGAGGAUGCUUUUACCGAAUCAUUCUCCUCCUCGCACUCUGCAUUGACGGAGCUUUCAGAGCCUUCGUCUACCCCAUCCAUUGUCUCUAGUAAAGCCACGACGCCUAUCGAGACAGAGUUACCUAGCCAUCCGCAAUUUAUUGAGGCUACGUCAAGUUUUUCAGCCUCAUUACAUCGCCAUGAUAUCGAGAGUUUAACCUUCAACAUUCGGCCAAAAUCAUCUAUACCAACUGAUAUCCCAUCAUAUCAAUAUGCCCGCGAGUGCAUCGCCGCAGCCGAAUCAUCGCGACUCAAUCCAUACGCGCUGCAUCCUGGAGAAUAUCAUUUCCUACGCCACCACAUAUCUCAUACUCAGGUUACGACGUAUCUAAACAUCAGAAACGGAAUACUGCGUAUAUGGAUGAAGCAGCCGUCAGUUGGUGUAACGCGGCAAGACGCAGUCGGAUGUGCAAAUGCACGCUGGUUUGAUGCUGCAAACGUGUGCUACGACUGGCUAGUUCGCAACGGGUACAUAAAUUACGGUUGCGUGCAGCUUCCUAAACCCCAAUUGGAGUUCAGGAACGGGUCGCCCACAACGAAGCGAAAGACCAUUGCUGUUAUCGGAGCAGGCCGAUUCUAUGCAAGAGGAGAAGAGAUACCAAAAGUGAUCGUUGUCGAAGGUAGAAGUCGCGUUGGCGGUAGAGUAUAUUCUCGCGAAUUCAAAACAAAAGCAGCUGGAAUUGAGCCUGAGUUCAAGGGGAAGCGGCAUACUGCCGAGAUGGGCGGUAUGAUUAUCACAGGGUUUGAUCGUGGCAAUCCCAUGAAUGUUAUUGUCCGUGGGCAGUUGGGAAUACCAUACCACGCACUUACUGCUGAAACUACAAUUUACGACAGCAAUGGCAAACCUGUGGAUCCAGUGAGGGAUCUACAGGUUGAGAAGCUCUACAAUGACUGUUUAGAUCGUGUCAGCGAAUUCAAGUUUAAGUCUCAGCCAUCUAAGCUGAUCGAAGGCAAUCGUGAUCUUCUCGACGAAGGUCGGGAUAGUCUCGGGGAUGGCUCCAAGUCGAUUAUCCAAGCUGAGGAAGCAACCGCCGCGCUUCCAGAUGCCCCAUCAGUAUCACAACAAAACGUACCGGAAACUGUAAAUAUGGUUCCAGUGUCUGCGGACAAACUAACAGGACGAGUACAUACCGAACCCGGUGUUCCCGCGACUCUAAAAGCUUCAGAAAAGGCAAAACUUAUGGGGUGGAGCAUUAAACCAGGAGCAGCAGACAAGGGCAAUCUCGAUUUAACCCAAGCCAGCUCCCUGGAGAAAGCAACGCUGGGAUCAGUUUUGGAUCAUGCCAUCACCCAGUACAAGAAUAUUGUUGAUUUAAACGCACAAGAUCACCGAUUGAUAAACUGGCACAUUGCCAAUCUGGAAUACAGCAAUGCUACGAACCUGCAUAAACUAAGUCUUGGCCUCUGGGACAUUGAUGCAGGCAACGAAUGGGAGGGCAAUCACACAAUGGUCGUCGGCGGGUAUCAAAGCGUUGCCCGCGGCCUGCUCCAGUGUCCCUCGCCGCUCAACAUUACGACCAAAUUCCCCGUCCAAAAAAUCACCUAUCACGGUGAACGCUUUGAUGGCCCCGCUACCAUUGAAAGCGAAGACGGCACAAAGGUGGAAGCAGACGCUGUUGUCUGCACGAUACCACUGGGCGUCCUAAAACAAGGAAACGUGAUUUUUGAGCCUCCGAUGCCUUCCGAAAAGGCGGAUGUGGUUGGCCGUCUAGGCUUUGGCAUCCUCAAUAAAGUCGUCUUACUUUACGACAGGGUGUUCUGGGAUUCAAAUAGGCACAUAUUUGGUGUGCUCAGAGAUGCUCCUAACAGGCAUAGCACAUCCCAGCAGGAUUACGGCGUGAACCGUGGGCGCUUCUUCCAGUGGUUCAACGUUUCCAAUACAACUGGCCUGCCCUGCCUGAUCGCGCUUAUGGCUGGCGAUGCUGGCUUUGAUACAGAGCAUACGAGCAAUGACAGCCUUGUCGCCGAAGCCACAGAGAUCUUAAGAAGCGUAUUCGGUAAAGAUGUUCCAUAUCCCGUAGAGACAGUAGUAACGCGAUGGGGUUCGGAUCGAUUUGCCCGUGGAAGCUACUCUUCUGCCGCGCCCGACAUGCAACCAGACGAUUAUAACAUCAUGGCCCAGUCUACAGGCAACCUAUUCUUCGCUGGAGAGCACACCAUCGGUACACACCCUGCAACUGUGCACGGAGCAUAUCUGUCAGGACUACGCGCCGCCUCUGAAAUACUGGAAGCAAUGAUUGGUCCCAUUGAAGUUCCGACUCCUCUCGUCCUCCCGAGGGACUCACUUCUGCUGCAUAAACGUAAGGAGGCAGCCAAGGAUCCCCGGCAGGCGCGCUUAGAAGCAUACGAGAUAGAAAUAUGGGAGCAUGUCCUUUCAAAGAUUGGCGAACGGCCACUCCGUCCAAACAAGGUGUCCGGCAGCGCCUACAUCAUAUUUAGCAAAACCCACUUGGACGCCGCGAAAAAGAGGUGCGAAGCAAGCCGCAAACCUGGCAGAAGCCGGUCAGUGCCUAAUGAAGUCCGCAUCAUGAUGUCCCGCAUGUGGAAGGAGACUACUCCAGACGAGCGAAAGCCGUACGAGGAGCAGGCCGCUGAACAGAAGAGGCUCUACUUGCAAGCCAUGCAGGAGUAUAAUGGGCUAGCUGAGAAGUGGGAUCGCGAGGCUAUCGCUAUCCGGGCUGCCUACGAAAAAGAACAUCCUAGCCUGCCAGGCCCAGAGGAGGGCCCGGAAGAUCUCUCGAUGACGCCGAAGCAUCGUCGGGCCAGGAAUGUGAGCUAUACAGAUGUCAGAGAUUACGAGUAGGAGUUGUAAAAUGACGAGGGAUCUUCUCGUUGCAAAGCAUUUAAAACCAUGGCGUUUGGAUGUCUAAUUUCCUCCUAGGUCCCGCGGGAUCGUGGGAAAGUUUUAUGAAAAUCUCUUUUUUUUUUUUUUUACGUCGAGGAUAGGGGUUCC
Molecule: messenger RNA, 3357 nt
Organism: Trichoderma atroviride IMI 206040
Lineage: Eukaryota; Fungi; Ascomycota; Sordariomycetes; Hypocreales; Hypocreaceae
Source: RefSeq, a predicted model, not a curated record